AUGGAGUUACCAACUGAGAUUGGCAACCUCUCCAACAUAAGAUGGCUGCAGUUAUGUAACAAUAAUUUGUCUGGAGAGAUCCCUCCAUCAAUUCAAAAGAUGGAACAAUUACAAGUACUUGAUUUAGAAAAUAAUCUGUUCGCUGGUGAGAUCCCAACAUGUUUGUUCGAUUUCAACUACCUCUUAGACUUGAGUCUUGGGGAGAACAAACUUGUUUUGAAAAAUGCGAGAAUAGCACCAAGGUGCAUGUUAAUGCGUCUAUCAUUGAGAUCAUGCAAUCUUUCAGGGCAAAUUCCCAUUUGGAUUUCCAACCAAACCGACCUUGCCUUCUUGGACUUGAGUAAUAAUAACCUUGAAGGAACUUCCCUCAAUGGUUGGCUCAAAGAGAUCUCUCAGCUUAAUAAAUCUGCAUUCUGGCUACCAAAUGAAAAUGAUUUGUUAUUGCAUGAUUUGGAAGUCUUCUGGAAGAAGUUAAAGCGAGGUCUGCCAAAUAAAAACCUUCAACUAUAUACUUUUAUAGACCUAUCUAACAAUCAAUUAUCAGGUGAAAUUCCUAACAGUUUAGGUGGGUUGAAAGAUUUGAAGUCACUAAACUUAUCUCAAAACAAACUCUCUGGAAGAAUACCUUCGAGUUUUGGUGGUCUGCAAAGCUUGGAAAGCUUAGAUUUAUCACACAACAAUUUUUUUGGUGAAAUUCCUUACACAUUGGCAAAUCUCUUUGAGCUGAGUUACUUAGACUUGAGUAACAAUAAACUAAAGGAUCGCAUGCCAAGUGGUCCUCAGAUGGAUCGGAUGAACGAUCCAAAUUCUUAUGCCAACAACAGUGGAUUGUGUGGAACACAAAUUAAAGUAUCAUGUGAGAAGGUGCCUUCUGAACCAAAGCUAAAAGAGGAAAAGACCAAGAAAAGCAAUAGUUGGGAGAUAUGGUUUUCAUGGGAAAUGGCAGUGAUUGGAUAUCCUUCUGGGUUUUUGUCAACAGUUUUAGUCAUGUAUGUCGUUGGCUACUUUAAUAUUACACCACAGCCAGGUAGAAGAAAAAGAAGAAGAAGCCUUGUUAGGCAUGGUCUUUUUGGUUUUUUAUGCAUUUGAUAUAUGUUCUUAGUGUUUGUUGUUAUAAAUAAGGGCUUGUAAGGUCUUCAUGCUGUGUCCUUAGUUGCUGCACUACUGCUUCCCUAUU
This is a messenger RNA of Hevea brasiliensis (rubber tree), 1177 nucleotides long. Its product is annotated as receptor-like protein 46. NCBI's taxonomy places the organism in Eukaryota, Viridiplantae, Streptophyta, Magnoliopsida, Malpighiales, Euphorbiaceae. Gene Ontology annotation, molecular function: protein binding. The transcript has 2 exons. The coding region runs from base 1 to 1089 and encodes 362 amino acids. The record is from RefSeq and is a predicted model, not a curated record.